This is a messenger RNA of Nicotiana tabacum (common tobacco), 2219 nucleotides long. The record is from RefSeq and is a predicted model, not a curated record. Lineage: Eukaryota; Viridiplantae; Streptophyta; Magnoliopsida; Solanales; Solanaceae.
AUGACGGGAAAAGGGAGGAAGAAGGAGGUGAAGAGAGAGAUAACUGCGCCGGCUAUAGCUCAAGAGAGUAGUAGGAGACAAAAAUCGAGGGCUUUAUGGCAAUGCUUGAAAGCAUAUCACCCUGAAUGUGUGGGGAUAGCUGACUCGUUUUUGACAAGUGAUAAACGUUGGAUAUGUGGAUGGCAUAAAUGCUUAGUUUGCCUGAGAAGUCCAAAUUAUCACUGUUAUUGUUGUGAUAGAGCUGUAUGCUCUCGGUGCAUUGGUCGAGUCGAGUUUGUCCUUCUUAAAGGGAAGUAUGGAUUCUGCAAUAACUGUUUAAAGCUCGCAUUGCUCGUGGAAGAAGACGUGAAUGUUGAUUCUGAUGGGGAAUGCGUAGACCUCAGAGAUCGGGAAACAUACGAGGGCCUUUUCAGGGAGUAUUACGAGAUAGUAAAGGAAAAAGAAGGCUUUGACAAAAACAGUGUUCUUGCUGCUAAGGCUCAACUAGACAAGGAAAAAAGUUGCCGAAUUAACUCUGAUUCUGAUAAAUGUAGUGAUGAAGAGGAUGAAUUUAGUGAAGAGGAUGAGCAAUUCGCUUCGGACGAUGGAGAUUUAAAUGACGGAGAACCUUACAAGAAAGGACUUAAAAAGAAGAGAUGUACACAGCAAAAAACAAAGAUGCAAAGAAGAGUAAAGUCAAAGAAAAAUGAAUUUGUCGGAUGGGGAUCAAAAGCUCUAAUUGACUUUCUUCAGUUUAUUGGCCAAGAUACUAGAGAAAAAUUAUCUCAAUAUGAUGUGACCUCGAUCAUAAGUAAAUAUGUAAAAGAACAUAACCUUAUCCAUCCAGUUAAAAAGAAAAGGAUCGUUUGUGAUGUUUGGUUACAAGCUGUUUUUGGGAAGAAAGAGGUCAACAGACACAGAAUAUAUAGCCUCCUUGACAGCCACUUCAUUGAAAAUGAGGAGCGAUCGAAAAAGGAUAAGCUUGAUCAUGAUCUUGAAGACAAUGACACAGAAAAGUUGGUGGCUGAGAAAAAGGCUGAACAAAACAAGAUGUCCUCAGUUAAGUAUUCCACUGCAGCUCAAAGUCCAGCUGAACAAAACAAGAUGUUGUCAGUUAAGUAUUCAACCGCAGCUAAGAGUCCGUUUGCAGCCUUGAUUCCUGAAAAUAUCAAACUUGUUUACCUGAGGAGGAGCUUGGUGCUGGAGAUUAUCAAACAGCCUCAGCCAAUAGAAGCAAAGAUUAUAGGAAGUUUUGUCCGGAUCAAGUUAGAUCCACGUGAUUACAGGCGGAGUAACUCUCAUCAGCUUGUGCAAAUUGCAGGGAUCAAACGCGGAUCAAGCGAUGAGUGCAACAGUGAGAUUUCUCUUCAAGUUUCAAAUAUGUCCACAGAUGUUUGCUUGACCAUGCUUUCUGAUGAUGAGUUUUCUAAGGAAGAAUGUGAUGAUCUGAGAGAGAAGGUGAAAAAAGGCCUGCUUAAAAAGCCUACAAUUGUGGAGCUUGAACAGAAGGCUAAAAUCCUUCAUGAAGACAUCACAAAGCAUAGGAUUGCUCGAGAGCUGGAUUUGUUGAAGAAACUCAUUGACCGGGCAAAUGAGAAAGGAUGGAGAUAUGAACUUUUCCAGCAUUUGGGGAGAAAAAAGCUCCUACAGCAACCUUCAUACCUGCCAUCUGUGCUACAGAAUAUUCCGGGAGUGAUUCCUGAGGAAGUAGAGCUUGAAGCUCUGGCUAAGGACGAAAGCGACGGUAAUCAGAUGAAGCAAUGCUCAGAUAAGACCACCUCUCCAAAGCAGAAUAUUCCGGGAGUGAUUCCUGAGGAAGUAGAGCUUGAAGCUCUGGAUAAGGACAAGAAGGAUUGCAGUCAGUUGCAGCAAUGCUCGGAUGAGAUGAUCAAAGUUGUCAUCUUCAAAGAGGAAGAUGGUGCAGCUCGUCAACCCUCUCCUUCAAAACUUCAGUAGCUCGUCAAAGAUGCAUCUAUCAGUUGCAGAUAUUACCUUGGUAUAUUAGUUGCUAGAAAGGUUUUUCAGUUCUAGCUUUGUUUUCUAUAUUAUAGCCAGUUAGACUUUUUCCAGACUGCUCUAGCUAUAAGAAAAGCCGGAUGAACUCGUUGUAAACUUUUUGGGCUUGGAACUUUUGGGUCUUCCCUGUUGUGCACACUGAAAAACGGGGAAAAUUUUUCAAGUAGGCAUAUUAAUGUGGAAAAUCAUCUAAGUGGUGAUAUGAAUUACCUUUAGAUUUGGCA